Pipistrellus kuhlii (Kuhl's pipistrelle) is the source of this 1071-nucleotide messenger RNA. RefSeq names its product chromosome unknown C10orf120 homolog (gene CUNH10orf120). Lineage: Eukaryota; Metazoa; Chordata; Mammalia; Chiroptera; Vespertilionidae. The record is from RefSeq and is a predicted model, not a curated record. Bases 1 to 1071 code for a protein of 356 amino acids. The transcript is spliced from 4 exons.
AUGGCGCCGGGGCCACUUGUGAUGCAAGACCAGGUGGACACCUCUACCGGUCUGUGGACACUCCCACCGCCUGUGGACACUUCCAUCGGCCUGUGGCCGGUCAUGUUCCGAGAAUGCGAGGACAGUGGCCUGAAGGCCGGCCAGCAGAGGGCUAAAGACCCCCGGGCCCCAGAGCGGAAGGCCCCCAAGAGCGGGGUGCUGGGUGUGGGCGAGGCUGCCAAGGACCAGGACCCCCUGUGGGGCCAAGGGGACCGUGACUCCAUUGCCUCCCUGAGUUCUAACCCACCUGCCUCUGCACCACCCAGGUCAUGGACCAAAGUCCACCCGUCAGACCCCAGCAUCGCCCCCGGGAAGUACUCCCCGCUGGAGAAGGAGAUCCUGCGUCUAGGGGGCGUGCACACGGCGGCCUCCCGGCGGCUCCUCAGGCACAGGCUGGAGGAGGAGCAGAAGAUGCUGCGGGAGCUGCAGCUGCGGUCCCCGGACUACAAGCAGGCGCUGGAGCACCGCAGGCAGUUCCCGCCGGCCUGCGCCGCCUGCGGGCUGCUGGAGAAGCUCUGGACGGCCAAGGUCACCGUGACCCCCGAGGAGCUGCGGGUGCCGCCCCGCGAGCGGCUGGACAUCUGCCGGCACGUGGAGCGCAUGCAGUUCGCGCGGGCGCUGCGCCACCGCCGGCCGCUGCCCGCCAUCCGGAGGGCCGGGCCCCCCGGCGGCCCUCCCGCCGCCACGGGCGAGGGCGUGGCGGACGGCGAGGGCGAGGACAGAGCCGGGCCGCGCCGGGAGAUCAGGAUGAAGGUCACGUUCAAGUCCAAGGAGCCGCCCAAGCCGCUCACCCACCAGCCCGGCGACCUGAAGCCCUUCUUCCCCCCCAGGAGGGCGGAGCGGGCCAUCGCCGGCCGCACCAACCGCAGCCUCUUCCGCCUGGCGGACUUCCCGGGCGACCUCAUGCUCAUGAACCAGGACUUCCUCUCGCGCGGCCUCCGGCCCAGCGCCCCGGCCGGCGCCGGCCCCCGCCCGGAGCAUGCGGGCUUCUGCAGGGCGCCCCCCGGCAGGCCUGCCUGUCACCAGCAGUAA